Messenger RNA from Spinacia oleracea (spinach), 2053 nucleotides. RefSeq names its product ubiquitin domain-containing protein 7SL RNA2-like. Gene Ontology annotation, cellular component: cytosol; nucleoplasm. Gene Ontology annotation, molecular function: polyubiquitin modification-dependent protein binding; proteasome binding; ubiquitin binding. Gene Ontology annotation, biological process: proteasome-mediated ubiquitin-dependent protein catabolic process. The transcript has 3 exons. The coding region runs from base 212 to 1147 and encodes 311 amino acids. The record is from RefSeq and is a predicted model, not a curated record. Lineage: Eukaryota; Viridiplantae; Streptophyta; Magnoliopsida; Caryophyllales; Amaranthaceae.
UAUUGUUUGGCUAUGCAUUAAAUUUCAAAAAGGUUAAAUGGAUAGAUUCACUCAACCAAAACAAAAGGAUCCUCAAAAAAACAAGGAAGAAUCCAACCAACAAACAAACGCGGAGUAAUAAUCGAUAUAAAUUGCGGAAUGCGAAACCCACUCCAUACUCAGUCAGUUACUGCAUUUUAUUCUUCUUCUCCAACAAAAACAAAAAAAAACCAUGGAUUUGAAAUUUGAGACACAAAAAGGAGAGAAAUUCACCAUGGAAAUAGGCUACUUUGACACAGUUUUAGAGGUCAAAGAAAAGAUUGAGAAAUACAAAAAAAUACCAAUUUCUAAACAAACCCUUGUUUAUAAUGGCAAGAUUCUUGAAGAUUCUGGUGAUGUUGAAUCUUGUGUUCUUCUUCAUAAUUCUUAUGUUCGUCUCAUUGUUGCACCCAUUCAUGAAGAUAAUAAUAAUAAUAAUAAUAAUAAUAAACCAAAAUCCCCUGAAAAACUCAAAUUACAACAACAACAACAACAACAACAACAACAACUUCCUGGUAAUCAUGAAGAUCCAUUGUUGCUUCAAAUAUUUUCUCACCCGGUUAAGAAAACCCGGAUUAUUCUUAGACUGCCGUCUCCCAAAUCGUCUGCUUCUGCCCAGAAACUCGGCAUUGAUGUUGACCUCAAUGAUUCUGUUGAGCACCUCAAGAAGAAACUCUACCAGAUUGAAGGUUUCCCUGCACAUCAGCAAGCACUGUUCUUGAGUAAGAGUAUAGAGUUGAAGGAUAACAGACAUUUACGCGAAUAUGAGAUAAAAGAUGGGUGUGAGAUCGAUGUCUUGCUUAAGCAAAGCUCAGCUCCUAAGCCUAGUUCUGGCAUGAAAAACACAAUGUUGACAACCAGUUCCAAGAAGUUGCAAGUGAUUGUGCUACCAAAGUGUGGAACUAAGAAGUUCAUGUUGGAAGUUAACCCCAUGGAAAAAGUGCAGGCGCUAAGAAAUGAACUGGAGAAGCUGCAGCAACAGGAUAGGAAGUUUAAGCUUCCAUCUGAAGGCUAUUUCUUCAUCUACAAGCAUAAUGUGAUGGAGGAGAAAGAGACUUUCCAGUGGCACAAUGUUCGUCAGCAUGAUACUAUUGAGAUCUUCAAUGGCAGCAUUACUGGUGGAUCAUGAAUAUCAUGCUAUCUCACACGGCCAUGGCUCUUGUGUGUUCCGGGUCUGCUGUGGUUUUUGCAACCUCGGCCACUUAACUGCAACUAUUUUAUCAGAAAAAAAAACUUAUUUGUGCGUAAAAAUGUCUGAAAAACACUUAUUUUUUCGAACUUAUAUUAUCUGAACUUAACUGCACUUAUUUUGUCUGAAAUAAGUCGAACAGAACAAAGCCUUCAAGCUGGACAGAAAAAGAUUAGUCCAUUCAUCAAUGAAUGGCUCAUGAUCAAAGUACCAAAAGAUGACUUUGAUAAUGCUCACAUUGCUACUACACAAAAUGUCAAUAAUGAAUAAAUCAGCCACCAAGUAGUAUUGAAAUUGAGCAUGGUUUACAGAAUGAAACAUAAUCCUCUCGAUUUCUGGAGAACUCUAAACUUGAAUGAAUGUACAUGGAAUGCUAAAAGGUGUGUGCCAAAUCAACAAACAGCAUCAUAAGGGCAAAGAGGCAAAUAACCCAGUAAUUACACACAGCCUCCUCUGCAGUCUGCUCACACUAAUUACAAUGAAUAAGCAACUUCUACUAGGAUAUAGUACUUCAAGCCUGUGCCAGCCAUCCAGAAAACUUAUACCACCUAAUUACCUACCUAAGAUUUGUAUGAUUAUCCGCCCGCUCAAGUUAAUUAAUUUCGUUCAAGAAGAAUACCAUGCAUCAUCAUCAAUCACCUCCACAACCAGUUAAAACUCAAUUAUGUUACCUAGAUUUGGUUUUCCUGUGCCAGUAAACCGCAGAGUUUACAAGAAAUCAAAGAGACAUCAAGCCGCAGAAUUGUUUCUUUCCAGCAUCAACUUAUCUUUCUCAGCAACUCGGCUGACGAAACAAACAUAAUCCAACAGCAUGAUCCUCUUCAUGAUGGAAAUUAACUAUCUGGA